Molecule: messenger RNA, 1361 nt
Organism: Spathaspora passalidarum NRRL Y-27907
Lineage: Eukaryota; Fungi; Ascomycota; Pichiomycetes; Serinales; Debaryomycetaceae
Gene: SOH1
Product: Soh1p
Exons: 1
Coding region: 21-470 (149 amino acids)
Biological process (GO): regulation of transcription by RNA polymerase II
Cellular component (GO): core mediator complex; mediator complex
Molecular function (GO): transcription coregulator activity
Source: RefSeq, a predicted model, not a curated record
GACUACUGACCAAAACAAAGAUGAGUGAUGUAAAGGAAGAAACUCCAGUUGUUAACGGAGACACUGAUUUAUCUAACCUCAUGCAAUCACUUCCGACGCGAUGGGAAAUAGAAUUGGAAUUUGUUCAAUCGCUAAGUAACAUCCCCUAUGUGAACUAUCUUGCUCAACAGCAACACCUUCAAGAUCCCCAGUUUAUCAAUUAUUUGAAAUAUUUAAAGUAUUGGCAAGAACCUCAGUAUGCAAAGUAUAUUGUGUAUCCUAAUUGUUUACAUAUACUUUCCUUACUCCAAAAUGAAGAGUUCCGUAAGAAUAUAGUUAAUCAAGAGUUUAUGAAUACUUUAAUGAAUGAUAUGGUAAAGAGAUGGCAAGAAGAUGAUGGAAAAGAUGGUGUUUCUCCAAUUAAUUUUGAAAUUAGAAAUAAUAACCAUCAAAGCAAUCCCGAUAGUUCUAUGGCAGAAAGUAGUACGUGAAGUUGAUACGAACUUUAAUCCUGAAAGUUGGCGUCAUGAGCUAUGCUCGUUUAGAAUAUGGUAUUACUUCGCCGCUCUGCCGCUCCCCCGCUCGGAGCCAUGUUUCAGAACCCCCAACAGUUUAUUUAUAUUCGCGUUGUAUCUGCACCCGUGUAAAGUUGCGAAGAGUGAUAAUGUUGUGAAAUUACUACAUUUUUAAGCGGUUGUUUAGUCUAGAACGUGUCAAUACCGAGAAAAAUGUUCAAGUUUUGACUAAGAUUUAGUAAAUUUUAGAAGCAGGUUUCGCAGUGUAACAAACAAUGUGGCUUUUAAACUUUUAAUUAGCAAUUGCAAUGCGAAGUUGCUAAAAACGGCUUACUCGGGCUGAGUAAUGGAACACAUUAAUUCAUAUGAUAGAUCGAGAGAUCUCUAUAAGAGCAAAUGUUGCUUAUGUCUAAAUACAUGAUGUAAUAAUUACAAGCACAACAUAGUGCAUGUGUCAGAUCUGAUAUAUCGCCUGAUCCCAAUUACGUUUGAUUUAUUUUUUUUGGCUAGUUAAUCAUCUACAUUUUUAGUAAAUGAAUGUCGCAAAAUGUCGGUAACAUGACUAUUUUAACAUGCGUUGCGUUUAUUCAAUUUCUUUCAAAAUAUUGCUGUCAUGUACCCAAGGCAGAAUAUUUAACUGAAGUAGCCCCGAAUCAACCCUAUUUACUGUUUACGCGUUCCUCACCGAGAAUCCGAUGUGUCAAUCUUAUAUCUCUUAACUACCAUUCACUGAAUAUUUAGAAAGCUCUAGAACCAAGUUUAUAAAGAAAACAAAAUAUUCAACAAUGACCACACAAGGCAUUUCUAAUUCCAACUCGGUAUAUCAUGUAAUUAUUAACCUUAAUUCUCUGCCAUCCCUUGAAAGUU